AGUGACUAAAGUCGGCAAUGGAAGGUUCUUGGUCCACAGUAGUUGGAGACUUGGAUAUAUCGUGUUCAAAGGAGCUCUUCUUCUUUGUCUGAAUUAGACUCGCCAGUUGAUUACCUCCAUCUGCUUCGUUUCCGACUAUAAAGAACUCUAUCUGAAGAAUUUUGAAGAAAUGGAAUCCAUUAAGACCACAAGGGGUGUUUUGCGGAGUGAUGAAUUAUAUCAUUAUAUAUUGGAGACUAGUGUGUAUCCCCGUGAACCUGCGCCUCUCAAGGAGCUAAGGGAUGCCACGGUCGGCCACCCUCGGGCUAGUUGGGGUACUGCACCAGAUGGGGCACAGUUACUAGCCAUGCUGUUGAAGCUCAUAGAUGCAAAGAGGACAAUUGAAAUUGGAGUUUUCACGGGAUAUUCUCUACUCCUCACUGCACUUACGAUUCCUGAGGAUGGCAAGAUUAUAGCCAUAGAUAUAAAUCAUGAGACAUGUCAUCAGAUAGGCUUGCCUAUCAUAAAGAAAGCUGGCGUUGAGCACAAAAUUGACUUCAUUGAAUCCGAGGCUGUACCAGUUCUUGAUAAGCUAUUGGAACAUCCUGAAAAUGAAGGCAGUUUCGACUUUUCCUAUGUGGAUGCCGACAAGGAAAACUACUGGAGUUACCACGAGAGACUACUGAAACUGGUGAAGGUGGGUGGCUUAGUUGUCUAUGACAACACCCUCUGCGGAGGAUCAGUCGCAUUGCCUGAUGAGUCAACUCCAGAGCUGAGGAAAAAACGCAGACAGCUAGCCAUUGAGCAUAACAAGUCACUUGCAGCCGAUCCUCGUAUCCAAAUCUCUCAUGCUUCUGUUGGUGAUGGGAUGAUGAUUUGUCGCCGGAUCAUAUAACUUUGCCUUCACCGUUGAAAUCUUAUACAUAUGUAGCUUGCUCUCUGCAUAAACAACACUUUGGCUUGGUCAAUGAAACUGUAACCUUUCUAAUAUUCAAGAAGUUGUAAUGAACAACUCCUUUUGAUUUAUACACUUGACAA
This is a messenger RNA of Argentina anserina (silverweed cinquefoil), 1017 nucleotides long. Its product is annotated as probable caffeoyl-CoA O-methyltransferase At4g26220. The coding region runs from base 170 to 874 and encodes 234 amino acids. The transcript has 6 exons. Gene Ontology annotation, molecular function: O-methyltransferase activity; S-adenosylmethionine-dependent methyltransferase activity. The record is from RefSeq and is a predicted model, not a curated record. NCBI's taxonomy places the organism in Eukaryota, Viridiplantae, Streptophyta, Magnoliopsida, Rosales, Rosaceae.